CGUCAACCAAAGCGAGUUGUGCUAAGACUCCGCGUCGAUGACAAAGAAUCCUGGAGGCAACCUGACUUCAAUGAUGCCAUUGAGGUAUACCUCACAUUCGCCGGUGUUCCAGACUCCUUUCCAGAACAUGCCGCACACGUCGAGCCUUUCCAGGACCCGUCACUCCCGCAGAAAUACUUCCACAUCACACUCGACAUGUUCAAAGACUCGAUCGUCAGCCCUGAUAUGAACACACUUCCACACGAGGUCUAUAGUGUACCCCGUAAUCCCAACGGCAAAUUCCGAGUUGAUCGAUUGCAGAACGCCCAAAACAUGAUACCGAAAAUACGCUCGUACACUACCGACUUCUACACUUGG
Messenger RNA from Trematosphaeria pertusa, 357 nucleotides. RefSeq lists its product as uncharacterized. The record is from RefSeq and is a predicted model, not a curated record. The annotation marks the transcript as partial. Lineage: Eukaryota; Fungi; Ascomycota; Dothideomycetes; Pleosporales; Trematosphaeriaceae. The transcript is spliced from 2 exons.